AUGAGUAACAUUUGGGACAUGAUUCGCGUCGUUGUAUUCGGAUCGAACAACGACGCGUCUCGCGAUAGUGCUCCUGCCUUUAACCCGGCGCAAGAUAUCCCGUCGAUGGCAGGCAAGGUCGUCUUCAUCACGGGCGCCGCGGGCGACCUCGGCCGACAAACGGCCAUAGAGCUGGCUCGUUAUGGCCGGCCUAGCCGCAUAUACAUCGCAGAUCUGCCCCGCAACGACGACGCCAAACAAGCUCUGAUCCGCCGGAUUCAUGACGAGGCUUACGGGGACUCCAUAUCCCCCACCUCGGAAACGGCCGUCGUAACGUCGCCGACCGAGGUCCGAUUUCUCGAUCUGGACCUUGCGUCUUUCGAUAGCGUCCGAAAAUGCGCCCAGCAGUUUGCUGCUCAAGAACAACUUCUGGACAUUCUCAUUUUGAAUGCAGGUAUCAUCCGUGUCCCUCCGGCAACAACCCCGGAGGGCUACGAGAUCCAUUUUGGAGUCAACUAUCUCGGCCAUGCCCUCUUGGCGCGACUGCUAAUGCCGAUGCUGCUUCGCACAACGCAGCGACAGCCCGGCGCCGACGCACGUGUCGUUGUUGUGUCAAGCGAGGGGCACGUUUCAGCGCCUAAACAAGGCGUCGAUUUCGAUCUUGUAAAGACCAACUGUUCGAAUCUGCCAUAUCCAAAGCGCUACGGCCAGAGCAAAGCAGCCCUCAUUGGCCUGAUGCAAGGACUCAGCCGCGACUAUCCACAAGUCAAAUCAGUCGCUGUACAUCCAGGGAGAAUUCUUACGGGCAUGGCUACCUCAUUGUGGAAAGAAAGUACCCUUGCACGCUUAACUAAGCCUAUUGCGCCGUUCUUCUGUGCGCCUGUGACUACCGGGAUCAGAAAUCAUCUAUGGGCGGCCACGAGCUCAGAGGUGGUAAGCGGCACGUAUUAUGAACCUGUGGGAGUGCCUGGAACGUUAUCGCCCGCCGUACAGGACCCGACUUUUGCGAAAAGGCUUAAGGAGUGGACUGAUAAUGCCCUUGAAGGAAUCAAAUCACUUGAGUAG
This is a messenger RNA of Aspergillus lentulus, 1044 nucleotides long. Its product is annotated as putative oxidoreductase C736.13. The record is from RefSeq and is a predicted model, not a curated record. Lineage: Eukaryota; Fungi; Ascomycota; Eurotiomycetes; Eurotiales; Aspergillaceae.